This is a messenger RNA of Emys orbicularis (European pond turtle), 3468 nucleotides long. Its product is annotated as diacylglycerol kinase delta-like. Gene Ontology annotation, molecular function: ATP-dependent diacylglycerol kinase activity; protein binding. The transcript is spliced from 29 exons. Gene Ontology annotation, biological process: intracellular signal transduction; diacylglycerol metabolic process; lipid phosphorylation. NCBI's taxonomy places the organism in Eukaryota, Metazoa, Chordata, Testudines, Emydidae. The coding region runs from base 1 to 3468 and encodes 1155 amino acids. The record is from RefSeq and is a predicted model, not a curated record.
AUGGCCGAGAAACUGGCCCCUGGGGACUUGUUUUUCAGGAAGGCCAGGGAGUCGGUGUCUUCCCUGGACUCGGACAAGCUGGCCCCAGCCUCCCCUGAAGGAGCUGGCGAGGAGUCCUCUGACAGUGAGGGCGAGCAGGAGGGCAGCUCUCACAAGCUCAUCAGGAAGGUGUCUACAUCGGGGCAGAUGAGGAGCAAGAAGAGUGUGAAGGAGGGGCUGUUACUGAAGCAGACGAGCUCCUUCCAGAGGUGGAAGAGGCGAUACUUUAAGCUGCGGGGCCGGACACUGUAUUACGCCAAGGACUCCAAGUCACUGAUCUUCGAUGAGGUGGACCUGUCCGACGCCAGCGUGGCAGAGACCAGCACCAAGAACAUUAACAACAGCUUCACGGUGAUCACACCGUUCCGAAAACUCAUCCUGUGUGCUGAGAACCGGAAGGAGAUGGAAGACUGGAUUGGUGCCUUGAAAUCCGUCCAGAAGUGGGAAAUCAAUGAGGCCACGCAGUUCAACAUGGAGCAUUUCUCUGGGAUGCAUAACUGGUACGCCUGCUCCCACGCCCGACCCACCUUCUGCAACGUGUGCCGCGAGGCCCUGUCAGGGGUCACCUCCCAUGGCCUUUCCUGCGAAGUUUGCAAGUUCAAAGCCCACAAGCGCUGUGCUGUGAGAGCCACCAACAACUGCAAGUGGACCACGCUGGCCUCCAUAGGAAAUGACAUCCUCGAGGAUGAAGAUGGGGUAGCCAUGCCCCAUCAGUGGCUGGAGGGAAACCUGCCCGUGAGCGCUCGGUGUGCUGUGUGCGACAGGACCUGUGGCAGUGUCCGGCGGCUGCAGGACUGGAGGUGCCUCUGGUGCAAGGCCAUUCUUCACAGCGCCUGCAAAGAGCUCUUUGGGAAGAAGUGCCCCCUAGGACAGUACAAGGUCUCCAUAAUCCCGCCAACUGCCCUGAACAGCAUCGACUCUGAUGGCUUCUGGAAGGCCACCUGCCCCUCGUCCUGCUCCAGCCCUCUGCUGGCCUUCGUCAACUCCAAGAGUGGUGACAAUCAGGGCGUGAAGUUCCUGCGCAAGUUCAAGCAAUUCCUCAACCCGGCGCAAGUCUUCGACCUGAUGAACGGGGGCCCUCACCUGGGCCUGCGGCUCUUCCAGAAGUUCUCCACCUUCCGGAUCCUGGUCUGCGGGGGAGAUGGCAGCGUGGGCUGGGUCCUCUCCGAAAUCGAUGCGCUGGGAUUGCACAAGCAAUGCCAGCUUGGUGUCCUGCCGCUGGGGACAGGCAAUGACCUGGCGCGGGUGCUGGGCUGGGGCAGUCUCUGUGAUGACGAUACCCAGCUGCUGCAGGUCCUGGAGAAGCUGGAGCGGGCCAGCACCAAGAUGCUGGACAGAUGGAGCGUCCUGACCUACGAGGCGCCCAAGCAGUCACCCCCUGCCAUCAAAGAGGAGGAGAAUGGGGAUUCCUGCAUUCAGGCCCAGAUCUCUCACUACGCCGACUCCGUGGCCUUCCACCUGGCCAAGAUCCUGGAAUCUGACAAGCACUCGGUUGUGAUUUCUUCUGCAAAGUUCCUAUGCGGAACGGUGAACAGCUUUGUGGCCGAGGUUGGCAAGGCCUAUGAGAGGGCCAUCGAGAACAAGCAGGAGGCUGACACCAUGGCUAGGAAGUGUGCAAUGCUGAACGAGAAGCUGGACUCCCUGGUGCGGGAGCUGAACGAUGAAUCACAGGCGAUCGUUGUCCCCGAAGGGAGCGCACAGACUGCCCCACCCGGCCCCGAGGCCAAGGAGAGCAGUAGCAGGGGCAGCUUCAACCCAAACCCUGUCCCCAGGAUCUUCAAAUCCAAGGAGCAGCUAAUGCUGAGAGCCAACAGCCUCAAGAAGGCCCUGCGGCAGAUCAUCGAGCAGGCAGAGAAAGCUGUGGAUGAGCAGAACAAGCAGACUCAAGCCUAUCGGAGCAUCACGGCUUCCAGCAAGGACAGCUUGGAAGAGUUCAGCAAAGAGACCGAAAUCCUUGGUUCCCGGCGGGGUACGGUGACCUCCACGACGUCAUCUAUCUUCCUGGAUAGACCUGACAGCUUCAGCACUGUCCAUUUCACCGAGGAUCCCAACACCAUACAAUUCUCCGAAAGAUGCGUCAUGAAUAACUACUUCGGCAUAGGCCUGGAUGCCAAAAUCUCUCUGGAGUUCAACAACAAACGGGACGAGCACCCCAAAAAGUGCAGCAGUCGCACCAAGAACAUGAUGUGGUACGGAGUGCUGGGGACCAAGGAGCUUCUGCAAAGGACCUACAAGAACCUGGAGCAACGAGUCCAGCUGGAGUGUGAUGGGGUGACCAUCUCCUUGCCCAGUUUGCAGGGGAUUGCCGUGCUCAACAUCCCCAGCUAUGCUGGUGGCAUCAACUUCUGGGGCGGCACGAAGGAGGAUAACAACUUCGGGGCGCCCUCCUUCGAUGAUAAGAAGCUGGAGGUGGUUGCUGUCUUUGGCAGUAUCCAGAUGGCCAUGUCGCGAGUCAUCAACCUGCAGCAUCACCGCAUCGCCCAGUGUCGGAUGGUGAAGAUCACGAUUCGGGGAGAUGAGGGCGUCCCAGUGCAGGUAGAUGGAGAAGCCUGGAUCCAGCCUCCAGGGAUCAUCAAAAUCCAACACAAGAACCGAGCCCAGAUGCUAACGAGAGACAGGGCCUUUGAAAGCACCCUGAAGUCGUGGGAGGACAAGCAGAAGGGCGAGGGCUACCGAGCCCCGGCGCGGCCCCGCCUCAACUCCCAGCAAUCCAUGGAGUACCUGACCGAUGAGGAGUAUGGCCAGAUGCAGCAGAUGGCUCAAGCUGCGGAAACCCUCAUCACCAAGAUCCGCGAGGCAGCCACAACCCACAAAGCCAUGGAACAGGAGCUGGCCCACGCCGUGAACGCCUGUUACCUGGCCCUGAACGAGGCCCUUCCCAACAAGAGCAGCAGCGGGCCCGAGUUUCUGAGCAGAAAUGCGGCCGUGGAUGUGUCAGUUAGCGUGAAAGCCCUUUACACUGAAACCAGAGCUUUUCUGGAAGGAAAAUUGCAGCUGGACUCCCCACAGCAAGAGGAGGGGCUGCAGAGAGCCCUGAACACCGUCAGCCAGGAGCUCCAGAGGCUGCCCGACAUCCACUGGCUGGCGCCCAUCAUCAACUCUGCCGAGGAGGAGAGCUCCGAGAGCAGCAGCAAGGGCAGCCUGAAGCUACGGCUCAACAUUCCCAAGCCCAAGAAGGACAAAGAUAAGUUUCAGAAGGCGAAAUCCAACAGCAUGGUCCCAGUGGAGAAAUGGGGCGCUGAGGAGGUGGCGGCCUGGCUGGACACGCUUGGCUUAGGGGAAUACAAAGACUUUUUUUUCCGCCAUGACAUCCAGGGCUCAGAGCUGAUCCUGCUGGAGAGAAGAGACUUGAAGGAUCUGGGGAUAACAAAGGUGGGCCAUAUGAAGAGGAUUCUCCAGGGAAUUAAAGACAUCAGCAGCCAUCCCUAG